CUGUUUCUCCGCACUUUUACUUCCUCGUUGCGUCUUACACUCUUUCAGACGCUCUCUUUCAGACUUUACCUUACGUUACAUAGCUCUGGUUGGCAAUCUACGUUCUUUUUGACCUUUCUUCGACUUUGAACGACCCUUUAGCGCUCAUUUCAUCGAUUUCCACGCCUCAAUACUUCACGAUGCGUUUCGCUACUAUUGCCGCUACUGCGGCGAUUUUUGCCCCUACAGUUGUCUCCGCUGAUGGCGUUCUUGGCUUUGCAUUGGGAACUAAGAUGGGCGAUGGAAACUGCAAGUCUCAAUCCGAUUACGAGGCUGACUUCGAAGCCAUCUCUUCCCACUCCGGGUCUAAACUGGUCCGUGGAUACGCUGCCUCCGACUGCGAUGCUGCCAAGAAUAUUCUCCCAGCUGCAAAGUCUAAGGGCUUUCAGGUCGUGCUGGGUAUCUGGCCUGAUGUGCAGGAGUCUUUUGAUGCAGACACCAAAGCUAUCACUGAACAUGCUGGCGACUACGCCGAUCAGAUCUAUGGUGUAACGGUCGGAUCGGAGACUCUUUAUCGUGGAAACUUCACCGGUGAGGAGCUUCUCAGCAAAAUCAAGGAAGUCAAGGGCAUGCUCGGCGACAAGAUCAAAGUCGGCACUGCCGACUCAUGGAACAAGUGGGCUGAUGGAACUGGUGAUGCCGUCAUCAAGGGGGGCGUCGAUAUGAUCUUCGUUAACGCCUUCGGAUACUGGCAAGGCCAAGACAUCAACAAUGCAACCCACACCUACGCUGACGACCUCAUGCAAGCUUUUAAACAUAUCCAAUCCGUUGCCGGUAACACCAACAUUGAACUCUGGAAUGGUGAGACCGGUUGGCCCACCGACGGAGCAACCGACUACGAAGAUGCCAAAGCCGGCACAAACAACGCCAAAAGAUACUACGAUGAGGGUGUUUGCGGUCUCAUCGGUUGGGGCUACAAUGUAUUUUCAUUUGAGGCAUUCGACGAGCCAUGGAAGCCCAGCAGUGUUGGUGACAACGGUCAGGCCAAAGACGAGACUAAGUGGGGAGUGAUGAAGGCUGAUCGCACACCCAAGUUCGAAUUGGACUGCAACAAGAUCUAGAACCCGUGUCUGGCGUAUAUUGACAUCAAUGGCAAUCGAAGGCGCACGUAAACAAAUAGAGGCGAGGGUGUAGCGGGAUACACAUUUAGUGGAUCAUUUUUCUUUUAUGAGAUUGUAUUCUUAGCCGGUACUGGGCACUGUUCGAGACUUGCGCUGAAAUAAGUUGGUGGAUUUCCAUACAUGCAUAACAUGAUGGU
This is a messenger RNA of Pseudovirgaria hyperparasitica, 1297 nucleotides long. RefSeq names its product putative glucan 1,3-beta-glucosidase. Gene Ontology annotation, biological process: cell wall organization; carbohydrate metabolic process. The record is from RefSeq and is a predicted model, not a curated record. Bases 180 to 1100 code for a protein of 306 amino acids. NCBI's taxonomy places the organism in Eukaryota, Fungi, Ascomycota, Dothideomycetes, Acrospermales, Acrospermaceae. Gene Ontology annotation, cellular component: extracellular region; fungal-type cell wall; cell surface. Gene Ontology annotation, molecular function: 1,3-beta-glucanosyltransferase activity; glucan endo-1,3-beta-D-glucosidase activity. The transcript is spliced from 2 exons.